Messenger RNA from Aspergillus calidoustus, 672 nucleotides. The record is from the annotation of a GenBank genome assembly. NCBI's taxonomy places the organism in Eukaryota, Fungi, Ascomycota, Eurotiomycetes, Eurotiales, Aspergillaceae.
AUGGCGUACUUCAUACAGAGGAUCUGCCCUGCCGUGAAGAUCUUUGUGUGCAAGAUUGAUGUGAUGCAAAGACUGGACGAGAAGGCCAAUUUUACCGCAAAGAGCGCGGCUAAUGCGGUCGAGUAUGCCGUUGAGCAAGAGUUUGAUAUCGUGUCAAUGUCGUGGACCGUGGAGGAAGACAGCACCAGCUCCAACUCUCGUGAUCAUUUCAAUCGCAUUCAAAAGGCCUGGAACGAAAGGACAAAAGGAUGCCUCUUCUGUUUUGCUCGGCCCCGGACAUCGGCCACCACAAGACGAACGACUAUUAUCCAUUCGGAUGCAAAAAGUAUUACAAACAUGUUCCGAAUUGGUGCGGCGACCGUAGAUGGACUUGCGCAUCCACGGGUGAGCGACGAUGUUGAUCAUAUCCUGCCGGGUCAUAAUGUGUUACCGCACAGCAACGACCUAGUGGGAAGCGACGGGCCCAUGACGCCAAUGACCGGGUCUUCAGUCGCAACCGCUCUUGCAGCCAGCCUGGCAGCUCUAAUCAUCCACUGUGUGAGGCUGAAUGCGAUAUACAAUGCGACCAGAUCGAGCGACGUCCCUAUCAGUAAAGCUUCUGUUAGCGACAAGUGGCUUGAAACGAUCAAGACUUACCUUGCAAUGCGGACUGCCUUUGACAUUAUCAAAUGA